Messenger RNA from Pygocentrus nattereri (red-bellied piranha), 2840 nucleotides. RefSeq names its product serum/glucocorticoid regulated kinase 2a (gene sgk2a). The transcript has 13 exons. Gene Ontology annotation, biological process: protein phosphorylation. Lineage: Eukaryota; Metazoa; Chordata; Actinopteri; Characiformes; Serrasalmidae. The record is from RefSeq and is a predicted model, not a curated record. Gene Ontology annotation, molecular function: ATP binding; protein serine/threonine kinase activity. The coding region runs from base 180 to 1265 and encodes 361 amino acids.
GUUCCUCCAGCCUGUACAGUUUAGUUGAUCAUUCACUCACCAUAAAGUCGCUGCAUUUGUGGCGACGAGAGGCUGAUGAAGAAACUACAACCGUCUCAGUCCGGAUUUCACUGACACAGCUUUGAUGUAGCUUCUGCUGCCCUGUGGGAACUGGGUGGACAGCGGAAUGGAACAGAAACAUGGCACAUUAUAACCAACCAUCGUCCCCUACGGCCAGCGAUGUGAAUCUGGGAGCUUCAGCCAAUCCUCAUGCCAAACCCACUGACUUUGAUUUCCUUGCUGUGAUUGGGAAAGGAACCUUUGGAAAAGUGCUCCUGGCCAAACUCAAAGCGGAUGGAAAAUUUUAUGCCGUGAAGGUUCUUCAGAAAAAAGUCAUCUUGAAGAAAAAAGAGCAAAAGAAUAUAAUGGCGGAGAGGAAUGUGCUGCUGAAGAGCCUGAAGCAUCCGUUCCUGGUAGGCCUCCACUAUUCAUUUCAAACCUCAGAGAAGCUUUAUUUCGUCCUCGACUAUGUCAACGGAGGAGAGUUAUUCUUCCAUCUUCAGAGAGAGCGAUGUUUCUCUGAAGCACGAGCCCGCUUCUACACCGCUGAGGUGGCCAGUGCAAUCGGCUACCUCCAUUCCCUCAAUAUCAUUUACAGGGAUUUGAAACCAGAAAACAUUCUAUUGGAUGCUCAGGGUCAUGUGGUUCUGACUGAUUUUGGCUUGUGUAAAGAAGGAUUGGAACCAGAAGCCACCACUUCGACGUUUUGCGGAACGCCUGAGUACCUGGCCCCGGAGGUGCUUCGGAAAGAGCCAUAUGACCGCACGGUGGACUGGUGGUGCUUAGGAGCCGUGCUGUAUGAAAUGCUAUUCAGCUUACCUCCUUUCUACCGCCGAGAUGUAGCUGAGAUGUAUGAUGCCAUCCUAUACAAGCCCCUGCAGAUGCCUCCUGGUAAAUCUGAUGCGGUGUGUCACCUGCUGCACGGGCUUCUGCAGAAAGACCAGCACCGGCGAUUAGGGGCCAUCGCUGAUUUUCUGGAGAUUAAAAAUCAUGUGUUCUUCAGCCCCAUUAACUGGGAUGACCUCUACCACAAGCACAUCACUCCACCAUAUAACCCAAAUGUGAGAGGUCCAGCUGACCUACAGCACAUUGACCCAGAGUUCACCAGAGAGGUGGUGCCAAACUCUGUUGGCCGCACUCCAGAGCUGACCCCCAGCCUGGCUGCCAGCAGCUCCAACGCCUUCAGUGGCUUCUCCUAUGUCUCCAGCGACAACAGCUUCCUCUGAGCCUCUAUGUGAAGGCCGCUCGGAUGCCUUCCUGCACUGACUGCAGUCUCAUGACUGCCUUAUUGAACCUCAGAGCACAAAACCAAACUAGCUGAAUGUUGAAGAUUUCUGUGCCAUUUACUAGCAUAAACUACUGAUGGGCUACAUAUACAAAGCCAUAAACAGCUGGGAAACAUAAUAUAACGCUCCUUCAAGCUUUUUUCAUUGUGAUAUUUCCAUUGUGACAAUGGCGUUUUUCAGUGUGCAAUGCCAAUGGCAGGGCCAACUCGGGAAAUAGCAGCAAACUGCCCAUUAAAAAAGUAGAGUUCAGAUAGUCGUAUAAAAAAGUUUGGCCAAAUUACAACUUGUUUUGUUGAUUUUCUAAGUGAAAAUAAGCUGACACCUCAUCUACAUUACUGCAUAUUUUUAUGCAUAAUUAAUGUUUAUUUGCUGAAUAUGGCAUAUUGGGGAAAAUAUAAAACAUAGAAUGUGACCUGUGCAAAAGUCCUAAUUUCUCCUAAUUUGUUAAAAUAUCAAGCACAGAAAUUUGUGGAAAUAUCCCAUAUUUAAGUUUGUUCCCUGUAAGUUAUCUUCACUCAGAAAAUCAGCAGAACUUUUGCUUAUGACUGUAUAUAGUUUCUUUUUCCAUGACAAUUAAUUUUAGUGCAUAUGGUUAACUCAAACUGCCCACCUGUCUGAUGUUUAUGCUCAACCUUUACUCAGUUGUAAGAUGAAUCAUGUAUAAAUAAGUUGGACCUCUUGUUAUGUACAUAGUAAUAAGAGGCCCAAGCAUAAUCACUGUAAGUGGGAAAACAAUGUAGCAGUACUUGUACCUUUUAACAAAUAUACUGUUAUUUUCAAGGUUGCUCUUUGAUGCAUUCAAGCUAUCUUUUUAGAAAUAUUAUAUAAUUAGUGACUAUAAUUCAAUGUUAAGCAAUUUCUGAGUAUUUUGAAGAACAUAGUAUACAUAUAGGAGCAUUUCAUUAAAACGUUCAUUGGUUAGCACCUGCUUUGCGCGUUGGAGCUUGUGUUUUGGGUUAGUAUAUGAGUGCUCAGUCAAUGUAAAAGAAUGUACGUUUUUCCCUGUUGCCAUUUUGUAGUGACUUCUCGUUGAUGAUGUAGGUUUUUCUUAAACCUGGAAACAAUUCUUCAGAUGUGAGUCUGCUUAGAUAUAGAUCUGCUGAGAAUGAGUCAGCUCACAUUAAUUUCCCUCUGCGUAGGCACUGUUUGUUGAUUUUUCAACUCAGGUGAGCUCAGCCAUGACAGCACGCUCAUAGAUUUGUUUCAUUUGCAUUCAUGUAGACACAUUCUACAUAGCAGCUACAUUACUGAAAGGUAAAACGACAGAUUUGUUCUUUUUUUUUUUAAACAGAAUUGUUGAGUGCUAAGUGCUAAGCUUUUGCAUUCAUGAAUGUGUGGUCUUGUUAUUUUGAAGAACUUUGCAGGCUGCUCAUGUCUGUGAUGUAAGGCUGACAGACUAAAAGCGGGCAUGUUUUUUAAAUUGAAAGAGCUGCAGAUUUAGUAAUAAGCUAUAUUAUCGCCAAAUUUCUCUUACAUUUUAAGUGUGUUGACAAUAAAUGGUCUUGAGUUAAUGUA